AUGGAGCCCUUUCAAGUGCGCCUUAAUUGCGUGGAUCAUUACCAAGCCGCCCCAUCCGAGUUUGAUCCUCCGUUUCCUUACAGGGAUCCAUCUACCGGAAAAUAUGAUAGACCCAAAGUGCCCGUAAUUAGGGUAUUCGGUGCUACAGAAACAGGCCAAAAAGUAUGCGUCCAUGUUCACGGCGCGUUUCCGUACCUGUAUGUCCCAUACGCCGGUGAUUUAACUCCAGAGGAAGUCCGCCGUGCUAUUAGGGAUCUGCACAUCGCAAUUGACCAUGCCUUGGCAUUAAGUUACAAUCGCAAUGCAUAUGACAAAAAGGCCGCCUUUGUUGCCCAUAUUACCUUAGUAAAGGGCGUCCCCUUCUAUGGCUAUUAUGUGGGCUAUCGUUUUUUCUUCAAGGUCUAUCUUCUUAGCCCUAUCUAUACGGCAAGACUAGCGGACCUAUUACUCCAAGGAGCUAUAUUGAAGCGGUCUUUACAGCCUUACGAAAGCCACUUACAAUACAUCCCGCAAUGGAUGUGUGACUAUAGUUUGUACGGCUGUGCGUAUAUGCAGUGUAGCAAAGUCAAGUUCCGAUCUCCAGUACCGGAGUAUCUCGAAUUGACCAACUUAUCGCAUCGCUGGCAUGAUCGAUCUAUACAACCAGAUAAUAUCUCGGAUGCGUCAGAACUUCCGAAGCAAAGUCACUGUCCCCUAGAAGUGGAUGUUUGUGUGCAGGAUAUCUUGAAUCGUCUCGAAGUCUGCGAGAGACCCAUACAUCAUGAUUUUACAGAGUUUCUGAAACCAGUCGACCAGAAUGAGAAACUUGUUACGAGCAUGGAAGGGCUGUGGAAGGAUGAGACGCGCAGGCGAAAGAAACGCCUAGGAGUAGCUGAUCCUGGAAGUAGCCCGUUUGGCCCCGAGGAGCUAGUUUCGCUAUCAGCAGCUACAAGGGAGCACUAUAGAGGAGAGUGGAUCCAUGAGGAGGAAUAUCGUCGGUUGACACUCCGUACAGUCGCCGAGGAAAGGCGUCAACAUGGUGAUGGGGACGUUAAUAUCGAUGAUUAUCUCGUACAGGACCCCCUCGGGAAAGAUGUCAAGACUGUUCUAGAGAGUGUUGAGGAUCUUUAUCCAGAUAACAAUAAGUUCCCGGAUUUACAAGCGCCUCAGGAUCUCGAAGUAAAUGAAUCAGCGAACGCAAGCGCUUAUACUAAUGAAAAUGUGGCCUUACCUGUAGCGUCUGAUAACGGCUCAUACUGUUCAGAUGACGAUGACAUUGCCGAUUUUUUCUCUGAAGAAGGUAACGAUGAGGAGGAAGGAGAUUGUUUUGGCGACCCUCUGGUAGAUGCGUUCUCUGAUCUACCAUUUGAGGAACACCAAGAGCCGAAUGCGCCCCUGGCUAGCACUUCUACCGAUUAUAAGCCGUUCUUUGACCGGACAGAAGGCCCAUCAAGCAGACAUCGCUUUAAUACCUAUACACAAGGUAGACCGGAACAUAUCAAUAGCCAGGCGAAGAUAAGAGAGGACAUACGGAGGGCAGAGAGAUCCCUCAAGCGCUCAGAGAGGGAAAUAAUUGAUCAUGCCCGAUUUAACAAGAGGCCGAAGUACGCCUCGAAAAGUCGUGUCCAAAGUUCGGAACAUAAUGAUGAAGAGUGGGAUCAACAUGAAGGUGUUCGAGCCGAUACUAGUAGUAAUGCCAACUUUAAGGAUAUGGCACGUAGCCAUGAACCAUUUGGCUCGCCUUCGCCUUCGCAGUCACAGUCUCUUACACAACCAAGGGGUCAUCUUAAAGGCAGCGGACUGAACAGCAGGCUUAGUUUUCCAGUCGUUAAGGAUCCAAACGACCCUAUGACGAUCUUGCGCUUCAGCCAGGAUGGUGGUUCUUUGAAGGCAACACAGGAGAUAGCGGAUUUAGCCGAACCCAGUAUAGACGCUUCGAAAGAUGCGAGCGAAGAUAAGAACUCGCUGCCAAUGCUAAUGUCAUCCACAGAAAGAAGGUCUAACGAAUCAAGCUAUUUUCUGUCAGAGAUGGCACCGAUGAUUUAUGAAACAUUCAACAUACCACAGAACACACGGAUAUGCUGUUUGCGGCUAACCUGCCCCAGUCCGAGCGAGGUGUCGUCUACCCUUGGCGAUUACGGCUAUCCGGCUGUUAUCUAUAACAAAGCCUAUUACAGUGACCAGGGUGAUGUGCCAGAUCGCCCACGGGACUAUGCAGGCAGGGAAUUCCGCUUACAAGGUAGUGGGAUACAUUAUCUCCCUGACUUUGUUCUUAGCGGGCGGUCAUCUGCGAUGCUUGGCGAACACACCGCGAUACUAAGAGAUAGACAAGAGCAAGAGCAAAUCGACCAACAUCUCAGGAAGCUUACUACCUCUAGAGUCUGGGAGUUCGCCCCCGUGCCGCCAAGCCGCUCCGAAGUUGUACAGUGGUUCGAGAGCAAACAACGGGAACCAAAGACUGAAACUGUGCAGCCAGAGAGGCAUUCACACGAACCGAACACCAAGCUUAACUUCCUCUCACAGAUCGAGGGCCCAACACAAAAUAACGAGUAUGGAUUUAAGUACUCACAGAAAGGAAGGUCUACUAGUGUCGAGCAUCAGACCCAGUAUAUGAGCAUAAUGAGCUUAGAAGUUCAUGUUAAUACGCGUGGUGUACUUGCCCCAAACCCAGAAGAGGAUGAGAUAUCUUGCAUCUUCUGGUGUAUACAGUCAGAUGACGAGGAUCUCGAUGCUAAUAGUCACCUUUCGGGUGUCCGUGUUGGAAUGGUCUUUCAGGGUGAAGAUGACAAACCCGAAGAAAAGCUUUCUAAGGCUUUGAGAGUCGACCUGGAACAUGAGCCAACAGAGCUGGACUUGAUAAACAGACUAGUGGAUCUUGUCAGGCUGUAUGACCCAGAUAUAAUCACCGGGUAUGAAGUUCACAACGGUUCUUGGGGAUAUGUGAUCGAGAGAGCUAGAAAGAAGUAUGAUUUUGACAUAUGUGAUGAGCUAUCGAGAGUGAAGUCUCAAGCACAUGGCAGGUUUGGUAAGGAUGCUGACCGAUGGGGAUUCAACCACACAUCUUCUAUUCGGGUGAGCGGACGGCAUAUGAUCAAUAUCUGGCGCGCUAUGAGGAGCGAACUGAACUUGCUCCAAUAUAGCAUGGAGAACGUCGUAUUUCAUCUAUUACAUCGACGAAUACCUCAUUACUCGUUUCGUGAUCUCACUGAAUGGUACCAAAGUGGAAAGCCUCGCGAUCUCAUGAAAGUCGUCGACUAUUUCGUUUCUCGAGUGCAAAUGAAUCUUGAGAUCCUAGAAUCAAACGAGCUAGUACCGAGAAUCAGUGAACAGGCGCGACUAUUAGGCAUCGACUUCUACUCGGUAUUUUCUCGAGGUUCUCAAUUCAAAGUCGAGUCCUUGAUGUUCCGAAUCGCAAAGCCCGAGAACUUCCUACUUGUAUCGCCGAGCAAGAAACAAGUCGGCCAGCAAAAUGCUCUUGAAUGCCUCCCAUUGGUAAUGGAACCCCAAAGUGACUUCUAUACCAGUCCUCUUCUAGUCUUAGACUUCCAGUCACUAUACCCCAGCAUCAUGAUUGCCUAUAACUACUGCUACUCGACCUUCCUGGGACGAGUACAUCAAUGGAGAGGUCGAGACAAAAUGGGAUUCACUGAAUACCAGAGACAACCACGACUGCUAGAACUAUUAAAGGAUAAGAUCAACAUCGCACCAAACGGUAUGAUGUACGCGAAGCAUGAAGUACGCAAAUCGCUGCUCGCAAGGAUGCUCGCCGAGAUCCUGGAGACUCGAGUCAUGGUCAAAACCGGAAUGAAGAUGGACAAGGAUGACAAGGCGCUACAACGUCUUCUCAAUAACAGACAACUCGCCCUCAAACUAAUAGCGAACGUCACAUACGGCUACACAUCAGCGUCAUUCUCAGGGCGAAUGCCCUGUUCCGAGAUAGCCGACAGCAUCGUCCAAUCGGGACGAGAAACACUAGAAAAAGCCAUUGCCCUGAUCCAUUCUGUGGAGCGCUGGGGUGCCGAGGUCGUAUAUGGAGACACAGACAGUCUCUUCGUCUACCUCAAGGGACGCACUCGUGAUGAAGCUUUCGAUAUCGGCGAAGAAAUCGCCAAAGCCGUAACAGAAACGAACCCAUCGCCAGUAAAACUUAAAUUCGAAAAGGUCUACCACCCAUGCGUCCUUCUCGCCAAGAAACGCUACGUCGGCUUCAAGUACGAACACAGAGACCAGAAAGAACCCGAGUUCGACGCGAAGGGCAUCGAAACAGUCCGACGAGACGGCACACCAGCUGAACAAAAGAUUGAAGAAAAGGCACUGAAGCUCCUUUUCCGCACUGCAGAUCUAAGUCAAGUGAAACGCUACUUCCAGAAACAGUGUACGAAGAUCCUCCAGGGACGAGUCUCCAUUCAAGACUUCUGCUUCGCUAGAGAGGUAAAGCUAGGCACGUACAACGAGCGAGGCCUCCCCCCUCCGGGCGCCUUAAUCAGCACUAAAAAAAUGCUCGAAGAUCCUCGUCUAGAACCCCAGUAUGGAGAACGAGUGCCUUACGUCGUCGUAGCCGGUGCCCCGGGCUCAAGAUUAAUCGACCGCUGCGUACCACCAGAGACAGUCCUACAUGAUGCACAGCUAGAACUCGAUGCUGAAUAUUACAUCACAAAAAACAUAAUCCCACCUCUAGAACGAAUAUUCAACCUCGUGGGCGCCAAUGUCCGUCAAUGGUAUGAUGAAAUGCCCAAAGUGCAACGCAUUCGCCGAGUAGAAGGAACAGUAACUUCUACCGGCAAGGACGCCAGAAAGACUACUCUUGAAUCGUAUAUGAAGUCUUCUACCUGUAUCGUCUGCAAAGCCAAGCUGGAAGAUUCUGAUGUUCCGGUCUGUGCUGAGUGCAUGCGACAGCCGCAUAUCUCUCUGCUCGACUUGGUUACUCGCCAACGACAUGUGGAAAAGAGUGUCUCUGAUCUGCUGCGUGUUUGCCGGUCUUGUAUGGGUGUUCCGUUUGGCGAUGAGGUGAAGUGUGAUAGCAAGGACUGUCCUGUUUUCUAUUCGAGGACUAGAUAUGUGGCAAAUUGGAGGCAUACUAAGGCCGUUUUAAACCCCGUGAUCAAGUUAUUGCAGGAUAAGAGUGAGAGCGAGUUGGAAUGGUAG
Aspergillus bombycis is the source of this 5124-nucleotide messenger RNA. RefSeq names its product DNA-directed DNA polymerase zeta catalytic subunit REV3. Gene Ontology annotation, cellular component: zeta DNA polymerase complex; nucleus. Gene Ontology annotation, biological process: error-prone translesion synthesis; double-strand break repair via homologous recombination. Gene Ontology annotation, molecular function: DNA-directed DNA polymerase activity; nucleotide binding; DNA binding. The transcript is spliced from 2 exons. The record is from RefSeq and is a predicted model, not a curated record. Bases 1 to 5124 code for a protein of 1707 amino acids. Lineage: Eukaryota; Fungi; Ascomycota; Eurotiomycetes; Eurotiales; Aspergillaceae.